Messenger RNA from Pseudomyrmex gracilis, 1195 nucleotides. RefSeq names its product PQ-loop repeat-containing protein 1. Bases 438 to 1175 code for a protein of 245 amino acids. The record is from RefSeq and is a predicted model, not a curated record. Gene Ontology annotation, biological process: phospholipid translocation; retrograde transport, endosome to Golgi. Lineage: Eukaryota; Metazoa; Arthropoda; Insecta; Hymenoptera; Formicidae. The transcript is spliced from 4 exons. Gene Ontology annotation, cellular component: trans-Golgi network; endosome.
UUGUAGAAGGCCCUUAACUCUCUUGCUCCGCGAUAAGAGACCUCUAUCAGCUGCGACUCGGUAGAAUUUUUUGCGCCGUAGAAUAUUUCACGUCUUGAGAGACGAAGUCAGAAUAAAAAAAUAAUUGGAUGAAAAAAUAUGCAAAUGCAGCAAAAAACAGAAUUUCUGAUAAAAUUCUUCUUCCGAUGCUGUAGUAUUUGUUAUACGACAUAUAUACUUUCUCAAUGUAAAAUCAGACAUAGAGAUACGCGCGACAUGUAUAUAUCGUUGACGGUGUGACGAAUUAUCGAUCGAUAACCUAAAAAUGUACGCGUGAUUAAUUUUAUAGUCGCAAUAUUCACACGCUCAUGCAAAUUUCACACAUAUGAUAGAAUAUCCUUUUGUAAAUAUUAAGUUAAAGGUACCGCUAAUAUGCUAAGAGUUAAAGACUCGUUACAAUGAAUGAUUCGUACGAGCUCAACCUAAAGAAUGUAGCCGGCUGGCUUGCGUCAGGCGCGAUGAUUUUCGGCGCGAUUAUACCGUACGUGCCGCAAUAUAAAGAGAUCAAGAGAAAAGAAGAUGCGGAAGGAUUUUCUCUCUAUGUCUGUCUUACUCUUUUGAUCGCUAAUACUCUCCGUAUAUUAUUUUGGUUUGGCAAACGCUAUGAGCUUCCACUUUUGUUGCAAAGUAUACUUAUGAUUGUGACAAUGUUUGUUAUGAUUAAGCUUUGUAUCAAUAUACAAAACAGAACUCAGAUAAUCAAAGGAAAAGAGCGUGUACUUACAGAUUUUGAUGCUAGAUUUUUCUGGAAAUGGACUGACUUCAAGUCUUAUUUGAGUUUCAUGGUUAUAUUUGCUGUCAUAGGAGGUUUAUUAACAUAUUUACUUGUGGAUAUACCAAUAUUUAUUGAAAUUGUUGGAUUUCUAGCAGUGUUAGUAGAAGCUAUGCUGGGGGUUCCACAAUUUUUGCGUAAUAUGUCUAACAAAUCAACUAUAGGAAUGAGUAUAGCUAUGGUAGCUAUGUGGACCAUAGGAGAUAUUUUUAAGACAUGCUAUUUUGUGUUAAGAGAUACCCCAGUGCAAUUUCAAGUGUGUGGCGCUCUUCAGGUCACGAUUGACAUUGCUAUUCUAGCACAAGUGUAUCUAUACAAGACUAGUAAUACUAUUCAUACAAGAGCUCCUACAAGAUCGGACUAAAAAUUCAGUGAAUUCUAUUC